Messenger RNA from Equus caballus (horse), 2473 nucleotides. Its product is annotated as mitotic-spindle organizing protein 2B-like. Lineage: Eukaryota; Metazoa; Chordata; Mammalia; Perissodactyla; Equidae. Gene Ontology annotation, cellular component: centrosome; spindle. The record is from RefSeq and is a predicted model, not a curated record.
AGCGGUCGGCCACGUUUUCCCCUACAGCGCGUACAUGUCUGCAGACCGAGGGACCGAGGGGAGACCGAGCCGGCCCUGCCCUCCGGGUUCGGGCUGCUAGGAAAGGAACGGUCGGAAGGGCAGAUGGCGGCUCCGGGCGCCGGACCGGGGCCGGGAGCGUCCCCGGGGCUGGAGGCGACCCUGCAGAAGCUCGCGCUGCGGCGGAAGAAGGUGCUGAGCGCCGAGGAGAUGGAGCUGUACGAGCUGGCCCAGGCGGCGGGCGGCGCCAUGGACCCCGAUGUGUUCAAGAUCCUGCUGGACCUGCUGAAGCUGAACGUGGCGCCCCUCGCCGUCUUCCAGAUGCUCAAGUCCAUGUGCGCCGGGCAGAGGCUGCCGAGCGAGUCCCAGGCCCCCGCGGCCGUGUCACUGCCCACAUCAAGUGCGCCUGAGACGAGAGAGGCCUCCUCUCUCUCUGCCAAGAACUGUAGCCCCCCUGCAAGGCCCUCCUUUUCCUGGGUCCCACCACCUGCGGCCUCUGCGGUUCUGCUCCACGGCCCCGCUGCCCCGCACUCGCCUCUCUCUCCCGGGCCCCCCGGGUCCCUCCGGUUCUCUUGCUGCCCGUUCUCUCCUUUUACAGGUUGCGUUUAUUGGUUUAUCUCUGGGGGUUGUGCUCUUGUUUCCAUGGAAACUGCCGUGGCCCCCAGAAAGCCUGAGCAGCUUCAAGCUGCAAGGGCAGGACCCUGCGGGCCAUCCCUGCCAUCAGCUUAGAGACUGAGGACAGGAUUUCAUGGCUCACUUUAUUAGAGACAACCCACAGUCCUUCUAGAAUGGGACCAACACCCCUGCCCCCAGAGGUUAACUCUGCUGGGUGAGACUUGUGCUCUGUAGAGGUUCCCCCACCCCAGAGGAGGACAGUAGACCGAGGGGCAGGGAAGGGGCAGCGUGGCAUGCUCUGGAGAGCAAAGCCCUGGGUGUGAGAAACAGCUUGGCCUCUGAGAUGCUGUCAGCCACCCGGGUGGGCAGCCUGGAGGAUACACUGUGACUCUUCUUCUCUGCCUGGUUCCUGAGCUGGGGUACCUGCAAGGUGUUUCCAGGGGUGUGUGAGGGAGGGCCUGAGAUCCCACAGGUGCUCUGGCUUUGCCCUCCUUCAUGCCCCUCUCCCCAUCACCCACCUCCAAGUUCCAGGUGCCACCUGGAGCUCGGGCCAGGGAGGAGUGGGGAAGGGCCAAGGGGCAGGUCAGGGGAGGGGUGGGUGGACUAGAGGCUGGGCUGAGGAAUGGAUGGCUGAAUUUCCAGGGGGAGAGAGAAACCGGGAACAGAGCCCUCCUCCCUCGAGGGGGUGUUGGGGCUCACUCACUCAGGACUCUGGGUGCCAGGGCGUUUGUCAGUGCUAGGGGCACAGUGGGACUGUGAGAUGGACACUUCUUGGUCCAGGGAGGGAGAUGGCUAGACAAACCAACGGUAACAGAGACGAGAGGAGGCCAGUGCAGAGGGCUUUGCUGGAGCAGUAAGGGUUAAGCAGGCGGUGGGGGUGGGGGAGCCUCUGGGCCAGCUGCAGUCCCUUUGCCCUGCAGCCCUGCAGGUGGGGUGGUGGGAGGGCGCUGAGCGGGGAAGGGCAGGUGGGGAGGCUGAUGCAGAGCGUGGAUGCAGCCCAUUGGUGGGAGGAGGGCCUGAGCUGGGGGAUGUGGGAAGAGGGAGAGAGUGGAGGGUCAGGAGGUGUGCUGUGGGAAUGGCGCUGGGAACACUGGCAUAGAGGGGUUGGGAGGGUCAGAGGGGGCUCUGAGGGAGGUGGGGAGGAAGCCCCGAGCAUGGGGACAGGAGUGGAGCCCUGGGCUCCACAGGGUCAUUUUCUCCUCAAGGGCUCAGGCCUUGGGUGCUGCUGGGCUGGGCAGCCAGCGGCCAGCAUACCAGGACAUGGAGGCCCUGGUGAGAUGCCUGGUGGGGGUUAGGGCAGCCUGGGGAGGGGUUUGAUGGGGAGGUGGUGGAGGGGAGUGGGGCCUCUGACAGGCCAUGCCAGCAAUGCGCUGUGGCUGAGAGGCAGAGGCCACCAGACAAGACAGAUCUCUGAGGCCCCAUGUCACAGCAUCUGUGCACAGAGACCUUCUGGCCACCUUGUUAAUGGCAGGAUCUGGGGUGGAGAGCUGUCAGAGUGAGCCAAAUGUGGGGACCGUGGUGGCCUAGGAGGAUGAGGGGGUUUGGGCUGUUGGCCCUCACUAGCCUUAGAUUUCCCACAGAAUCAGGGUGUGGAGUUGCUCCAGGCCAAGGGCUGGAGUCCCACGCAGGGGCUUGACUCUGUCUGGGUUCCUGACCCCCAGCCAUCCAGGUGGCCUAUGGGGACUGUCACUGAAAGCUCAUUCAUUUCUGCCUUUUCCUGCAGAAAAUGGAGAAACAGAAGACCCUGAAAGCACAGAGGGGGAAUGCUUGUCCUGGGGAGGAUGUGGGGUCACUGAGGAAAAAUUACAUUCAGCUGAGUGUUCUCUGUUGAACUGUUAAG